CCAAGCUUCCUGUAAAGCAAAGAGAGAUAGUUCAAAGUAAUACUGAAAGUAUUUUUUAUUGUAAACAUAAUAUCUCGACUUUUUAGACUCCGAUCUCUAUUUGCUGAACGAACUGGUGUCACAAAUAGAGUCAGACUCCGACACUGUGGUGGAUGUAUACCGCACAGCAUCCUUGCACCAGUUCCGGCGUGCGGCUGUCAUCCUUGAGAAACUCGCUGAGCGUACACGAAUCAUCAGGGAACGCUGGCCAGAGCAGUGUGAGGAAUGGGAAAAAAUAGCUGACAGAGCCAAUUCGCUGAAUAAUGAACUAGCAAGCGUUCGAGAACUUCUUCUCGAUUGGAAAAAAAUGGAGGUCCGUUGCUGGGGUGAACUGCUGAAUCGAACUGAGAACGAUGCACAAAUCAGCGCCUUGCUUGUCGCAUUUCCUCUAUUUGAUGCUCUCUUCAAAGCAGACUCGCCAGAGUCAUCUGUUGCCUUGUGCGCUAUGGCAACAGAGUGGAUCACUAAUGCAAUUCUUUUGGACUACAAGGUGCGAGUCAGAACGGUCCGCUUUCUUGCCAGAUGGGCUGCAUUAAUAGAGAAGUCGUCGCUCGGACUCAAACUAGGCUCAAUUGCUGCGCACUUUCAACAGUACAUAGUGAUUAUAGAACAGAAGCUUCGUGAAGCUAGAGAACCAGUCGAAUUCAACCUGAGAGACUAUGUAAAAAUUGUGAAGUACAACGAUUUAAACCUAUGGAACAUUAAAGUAUCUUCACAAAAAGCUCACACUCAUUUGUUCAAGGUCGUCCGCAAAUUUAAGGAAGCCGUUGGGCUCCAGGUUGCACAGUACUUUGACAUGUUGCUUGAUAUAAACGUCUCGGAACUUUCACAACCUUCUGUUUUGUUUGAAGCAGAUUUUGAAGGACGCGUACGUAGAGCAAAGCAUUUAGCUGCUGACAUUGUCACUCACGGUAAGCUAAUUGCCUGCUUUUCGAUAGCACAGAUCACCGGAUUUCUCCAACAGAAAAGUAUGUUUCAGCUGAGACACUUUGCGAUACUACAACUGCAAUGGAUUUGA
Strongylus vulgaris is the source of this 1057-nucleotide messenger RNA. Lineage: Eukaryota; Metazoa; Nematoda; Chromadorea; Rhabditida; Strongylidae. The record is from the annotation of a GenBank genome assembly.